Cucumis melo (muskmelon) is the source of this 3110-nucleotide messenger RNA. RefSeq names its product U-box domain-containing protein 3. The transcript has 5 exons. Gene Ontology annotation, cellular component: cytoplasm; nucleus. The coding region runs from base 358 to 2685 and encodes 775 amino acids. Lineage: Eukaryota; Viridiplantae; Streptophyta; Magnoliopsida; Cucurbitales; Cucurbitaceae. Gene Ontology annotation, biological process: protein ubiquitination. The record is from RefSeq and is a predicted model, not a curated record. Gene Ontology annotation, molecular function: ubiquitin-protein transferase activity; protein binding.
CUUCUCCAUCAUCCUCCAUUAAAAAGAACUCAAAAUUAGUUAAUCAUUGUUUCAAACAAAAUCCCAUUUUCCCAUUUCUUUCAAUCUUCUAUUGCGAUUGCCUCCAUUCCUUUUUCUUCCUUAACCCUUUUACACCUUUUGGAAACAACCAAAACUCUGCAACCAGGUACCCCACUUGCAUCAAUUCUCCAUUUUCUCCCUCUUCUCUCUCUUUCUCCUCUUGCUUUGCUCGCUGAGAGCUGUUCUAGCAAAUGGGUGCAUGGGAUUUCAUUUCGUUAAGCUUCUGAGGAGGUUUUUUGUGAAAUGGUUUUCCUCUUUGAUCCGGUUGUCCCGUGAUUCGCCUCUUUGAAGUCGGAGAUGGGAACGGCCUCUGUACAAUGUCUGACUAAUAGUAUUUCCAGAUUCAUUCAUCUAGUUUCAUGCCACACUACAAAGCCUUUGCCUCUUCCCAAGAAAUGCAGAAAUCUCGUUGUUGUCUUAAAACUUCUGAAAGUCGUCCUUGAUGAUGUCAUUAGUCUCAAACUCUCUUCAGAUGAGUUAUUUUAUAGUGAAUGUGAGUCACUGGAUACAGCUGUAAACGAGGCUCGAGAAUUCAUCGAAAACUGGUGUCCAAAGACGAGCAAAAUUUGCAGCGCUUUGAAAUGUGAUCCACUACUUAUAAAAAUUCAAAGCUCUUCACAAGUGAUCUGUGAGAUCAUUUGGAAGUUGUCGGAAUCAGUAUCAUGCAGCUCAAGUCUAAGUGCUGUUCAGAAAUGUCUUGAAGGCCUGCAAUCAUUGAAGCAAGAAAGGAUAUCUGACUCUAUAGAAGAGGCACUAAUUAGUCAAAGAAGUGGCAUUGGCCCAAACUCGGAACAUCUUUUAAAACUGAUUGAAGCACUUCAUUUGACGUCAAAUCAAGAACUUCUGAAAGAGACUAUAGCUGUUGAAAAGGAGAGAAUAAAUGCUGAACGCAACAAUGCAAAGAAGGAACUACAUCACAUCAACCAGAUUAUGGAUCUAAUUAUCCGUAUACGAGAUUGGAUGGUUAGAAAGGACUACUUCCAUGGGAUAAAUGGAGUAUCGGUUCCUUCAUAUUUUCGUUGCCCAUUGUCAUUGGAGCUGAUGCUUGACCCAGUAAUUGUGGCAUCUGGCCAAACUUAUGACAGGUCCUCCAUUCAAAAGUGGAUUGAUAGCGGAUUAAACAUUUGCCCCAACACUCAUCAGAUGCUCACACAUACAAAUCUCAUUUCCAACCAUACUGUUAAAGCCAUGAUAUUGAGUUGGUGCGAUGAAAACAAAUUGAACUUUUCCAGUUUAUCAUCAUUGGUUCAGUUGUCUCAGCAGAAUCUGAAUCGAAGUGAUAGCUUUCAUUAUUCUGUACAUGGUAGUAAUUCAACUGCAGGGUCAUCCCCUGAAGUCAAAAAGGGUUCUGACAAGCAAAAUGGGGACGUCUUUACCAGUUUAAUUGGGGAAAAUUCCAAUGAAGGUCGGAGGAACGAAACAGAAAAGUUCGAUCAGCCCUCCCCUCAGCAAUCUUAUAUCUACAGCAGGAGUGUAUCAGCUUCCAGUGCCUUCUCUAGCAUUGAUUACAUUCCAUCAGCAUUUAAUGAAUUGUUGAAGGUAUCAAAUAAACAUGAAUUUAUAAAGGAAUUAUCUGGAGAAAUCACAUCAGAGCAUCCUGCUGCAUCUCAUAUUGAAGUAUCAGGGUUUACUUCAUCAUUAGGAGAUGGACAAUUACAGGCUUGUAAAACAGAAACAAACAUGGUGGAGAAUGGAAACAGUAAUGGUAGAAUGGAUAGUUUAAUUCCAGUUGAAUCCGAAUCUGAUAACUUAUCCGGAGAUUUGCAUAUCAAGAAAUUGAUUGCAGACCUUAAGAGCCAAAGGGAUGAAGUUCAAAUGAAGGCUGCAGAAGAAUUGAGACUUCUUGCCAAGGACAAUGUAGAAAAUCGUGUUAUAAUUGGUCAAUGCGGGGCAAUAGGCCCCUUACUUUCGCUUUUAUAUUCAGAAGGAAAGCUGAUACAAGAGCAUGCUGUGACAGCUCUGUUAAACCUGUCAAUUGAAGAAAAUAAUAAAGCUAUGAUUGCAGAAGCAGGAGCUAUCGAACCACUUAUUCAUGUUUUAAAAACUGGAAGCUCUGCUGCUAAAGAAAAUUCCGCAGCUUCUUUAUUCAGUCUCUCUGUAUUAGAAGAAUACAAGGCUAAAAUUGGUCGGUCUGGGGCAAUUAGAGCCUUGGUGGAACUCUUAGGUGCGGGUACUCUGAGGGGCAAGAAAGAUGCGGCUACUGCUUUGUUCAACUUAUCUAUUUUUCACGAAAAUAAGGCUCGUAUAGUUCAAGCGGGUGCUGUUAAGUACCUUGUUGAGCUUCUAGACACUGCCACAGGUAUGGUUGACAAGGCUGCUGCUCUUCUUGCUAACUUAUCAACAAUUUCAGAGGGGCGAUUGGCAAUUGCACGGGAAGGGGGUAUCCCCUUAUUGGUAGAAAUUGUUGAAACUGGAACUAUGAGAGGAAAGGAAAAUGCUGCAUCUAUUCUGUUGCAACUAUGCCUUCAUAGUAACAAAUUUUGCACCUUGGUUCUCCAAGAAGGAGCCGUCCCACCCCUUGUUGCCUUAUCUCAGUCUGGCACACCUAGGGCAAAAGAAAAGGCGCAACAGUUGCUGAGUCAUUUUCGGAAUCAAAGAGAUGGAACCACAGGGAAAGGAAAAUAGUUGGAAGAGAACUUUCUGAAGUCAUAAUCAAUAUUGAAGGGUAUAAUCUGCAUCAGUUUCUUCUCAAGUAAUUGUGUACAAGAGGCUUAAAUUCUUUAGUUAUGAAUUAUAUCUUUGAUGUUUAUGUGCAUCAGGUUCUUUAUUUUUUCCUCCCUAACAUUCAAAGUGAGGAAUGGAUUGUAAAUGUAGGAUUUCUACUUCUUCAUAUCUUUUUCUUUUUGUCUUUUUUUGCUGGAAUCUAGAGUUGUAGGUUCUGGAUUCUGUUUUGGUUUGAGCUUGGCCAGAACAUAGCAUGGACAGUUUUCCGUUGUGGAUUUAGGCUGUAUGUUGUUACCGGUUCUGUUGUGAGCGUUGGUUGUACAUAUAAUGUAGAUAUAUUAUGGACUCCCACUUCAAUUUGCAAUAGCACUAUUUAUUUAUAUGAA